Hydractinia symbiolongicarpus is the source of this 4019-nucleotide messenger RNA. RefSeq lists its product as uncharacterized. Lineage: Eukaryota; Metazoa; Cnidaria; Hydrozoa; Anthoathecata; Hydractiniidae. The coding region runs from base 232 to 3171 and encodes 979 amino acids. The record is from RefSeq and is a predicted model, not a curated record. The transcript has 13 exons.
AAAAGCAAAGAUGUAAGUUAAACUUUGAGUUUUUACAGAUUUAUUCUCUUGUUUGAGAAACUAAAAUAGUCAAUUGCAUGUAUUUUAAUCCAUUGUACCAAUAAAGAAAGAAUUCUUGAAAGUUAUCAUUUGGGAAUAGAGCAAUUUAUUGUUUUUUAUUUAUUAGCAGGUAUAAUAAUUUAAUUGACAAAUUCAAAGUAGUGUUUCUGGAAAUGUUUCGUGGGAAGAGAUAUGGCUCUGUUGCAACUUUUUUUCCUCAUUGAAAGUACUAUUUUGAUUGGUGCAUCUUUAACUACACUGCUAAAAUUCACAAUUGAGCCCGAAGAUAUUUCACUGUUCCCGCAUGAAACAGCCCUUCUCCACUGUUCUGCUAUUUCACCAACUACAACAAAAUUAUAUUAUCAAUGGUCAUACAAGGGUUUUUUCUUAAAAAGUGAAAAUAUUCUUCAAAAUGGUUCUUUACUCGUCGGAGGAAAUGCGAUUGGUUGUUACAGAUGCUUUGUAUCUGAUUCAUUUGGUACUAUUCGAAGUAAAACAUGCACUGUGAAGAAGGCAGGAAUAUUUGCUCAGAAGAUCCAUUUAAACCACUUUACGGUGAAGGACAAAUCAUUUAUACUUCUACCGCGUCCUGUUUUUAAAAGUAAUCCACCAAUCACCUCUUUCCGUUGGGAAAUCCGAAAUCAAACCACCAAAUUAUGGAGACCAAUUUCAAAUGUUUCCUACACAACGAAUGGGAGUUUGUUUACACAAGUCACUUCAGAGUCAGGAUUGUUGUUGUGGUAUCGUUUCGUAGUAGAACAAGCAUCAAAGCUCAACAUAACAAAAGAAAUAAUGAACAUCUCUGUUAGUAUUACAUAUAAAACGUCACAAGCAGUUCCAUGCCCAAGUAAAAACUACACAGUUUUCCAAGCGCCACGAAGUGUUACAGUUUUUGUUGGUGAUGAUAUUGUACUUGAAGGUCUGGUGGCAUAUGAACAAUGCAGAGAUAAGAUCCAAGUUGGAUGGCUAUUUAACACUACUCACAUCUCUUCAACUAGUCUGUUGUUGAUUAAAAAUGCAACAAUGGCAUUAAGUGGAGCUUAUACCUUUUUUGCAUUUGGUGAUGGUGAAAGUUAUCACGAAUAUGUUAAAGUGGAUGUCAUAGAGAAACCAACAAUACAAGAUCCAUCAAAACAAGUGACAGUGCAUGUUGAUAAUAAAUCUACCAUUUUAAAUGUUGACAUCUCAAGGUCAACAUUACCUUAUGCAAUUUCGUGGUUUGUGGAUGGCUUCAAGAUUCAGAAAAGUCAAAAAUACGCUCUUUUGAAAAACGGAAGUUUAAAAAUUAAUUCAAUCGAUCGAACAGAUUCAGGUUUUUAUCAAACAAUAUUUAUUGUGAAGAAAGAAAGAUUAUUGUCAACCAUAAAACUGGUUGUAACUGAUGACAUUCCAGAAUGUGGUGGAAAAGUUGUUGCUACCCAUGGAAUGAUUUCAUUCUUUAACGUUACUACGAUGAAAAACCUUAAAUACAGCUUUUUCUGUAAAUGGUUUGUGAAAAUACCAACGCAACAAAUCACUGAAAUACAUUUUGAAAAGUUCAGCUUUACCAAAACAGUUAGCUGUGACAAGACUCAUAUUAACAUUUGGUUUCGUAACCAGACCUAUCAAGGAAAGAGGUAUAAACUCUGCACCAGCAGCCCAUCAACAUGGCGUACCAAUUUCUCUGAAAACGGAAUAUUGGUUACUGCUUAUGUUAAUCCGGACUAUUGGAGGGAUAAUGGCUUUAUUCUUUCUUUUUCGCCGAAAAAAGAAAGAACCAUAUCGACACAUACCGUUGCAACCAAAAUAAUACCAAUGUCAACAACCAAACCAGUCACCAACACCAUGUCUAGAAACUCAAAAACUAUAGUUUCAAUUGUUUUUGCAACAAAAUCUGACAACUUUGUUACACCCUCCAUAAGUUACUCCAGUAAAAUACCAACAUUUUGUUGUCCGUCAAGGUGUUCCUCUUGUUGUGUGGUGAGAUCUGGCAGCAUAAAGAGAACCGUAUCUCAUUCUGUGUGUCAGCUAAACGCAUCCAAGAGUGUUUGUGUUGGUUGUGUCACAUGUUGUGGCGUAUCCACUGGCAUUAAAAGAAGUUAUACCACUAUUGUCAUCGUUCUUGCUGUUGCAGUGGUGGUGAUAUUAUUGCUGUGUCUAGGGUUGUGUCUAUGCAGGAAACAUAAAAAGAAAAAUUUGAAAGGAAAGCACGCUGAAACAAAAGGUCGAAAGCCGAGCUUAUUUGCGUCGAAACAAGUUACCCAGUCACAAUCAGAUCUUGUGAAUCACAUGGAGUUGGAAGAAAAUGAUACUUUAGCACCAUGCGACGAAGCUUUCUUUGGUUCCUACUUUGCGGCAAAGCAUGCCAAGAAUCCAUUUACAGAAAAUCCAGAUGAAAUUCCGAAUCACACGGGUGAUGCAGAAGCGCCGAAUUUCUACGCCACGUUAAAGGAACCAGCUCAUGAAUUGAACAACCUUGAAAAUAAUGCGAACAAUCCGCCUGUACAUAACAAGGACACGAAUGCUCCGGUUUAUAAAGAACUUGAAAGUCAAGAAAAUGUUUACGCGAACACCCAACAUGAUGAUGAAAACACUCCGGUAUAUCAAAUCCUCGCUCCUGAAUCUGAAAAUUUUUAUCAGGAUCCGACACUUAGUUCAAAUAAUUAUCAACCUCUGGAAACCAAUCAAAACGACUGUUCAAUCUCCACAACCAAUCAGGAUGCAUACCAAGCUUUAAAAGCCAAUCAGAAUACAUACGAAGGUUUACUGACCAAUCAGGACACAUAUCAAGCUUUGGUACCCAAUCAAAAUAAUUUGUAUGCUGAUCCGGUGAUAAGCAAAAAUGAACCGGACACGUAUCAGAGCUUAACACCAACCGGAAUAGAACUUGAAGAUAGUAAUAAAAAAUCAACGAAAAAUGUUCCUGAUAUUUCGAUAGAAGAUGAAGGUCACGCAUAUCAACCGCUCGUAGCUUCACCCGCUAAAUCAAAAAAAGGUAUCCACCUUGCAUCAGACUUGUCACCUUCUUCGACAGCGUCCUUGCCCAGCCCCGCAAAAUUAAGUGCUAAGAAUAUGGCUCAUCUUUCACCUGCUCUUCAUAAAUCGGGAUCGUAUGGUGGGAAAUAUGAAACUGAAGAUUACGUGCUAAUGUGAGAAUGAAAGAUGGUCGCCAGUAGCUCAGGAUCAAUCAGUCAACUAAGUUGCCAUUAUGACCAGGCUAUGUUAGGAAUAUUUUGUUAAAUUUAUACUAAACUUUGUUGUCAACUGACUUUUUUGUUAAGUUUGUACAAAAAUAUUCGCAAGGCGGUUUAUUUAAAGCAUUAAAUCUAACCUGAGUGUUUAGUCGGGCAUGGGCGGUUAAUACAAAGGGCGCUAUUGUGAAAUGGUGUAUGGUGGGUGUUGUUUUGAUUUUGAUUCUAGUGUCGUAACGAACUCUACAAAUUUAAUAUAUUUUGCGUGAAGCAGUGUUACAAAGCGGGAAAUUGUGAUGUGUGAACUAUUGUACAUGCUUUUAUUUUUAUUAGCAACAGAAAGUAUUUUUCGCGUUCAAUGUUGCUUAAAUUUUCGUAUUUUACAGGCUAAGCUGUUGCUUUUCUAAAUUACAGAGUAACAGAGUUUUUAAAAAUGAAUGUAAAACACUUGAUUUUACAUAUAUUUUAUUUUAUAUAUAUUUUAUUUUAUAUCAUAAUUAUGUGCCUUCGGAAUCAUGUAAUUUUUGAAUUGUACAUAAUGAAUUUUUUUAUUUUAAAAAAAGAUUUUAUAUAGAAUUUUACGAAUUUUUUUCAAAUUAUAAUUUUUAUUAUAAUCAAUCCUAAAGUAUUUUUAAAUUGAUGAAUUUUGAAUUCUGAACCUUACGAUCUCAGAAACGUCCACCUUAAGCAGGUUUCGAAAUAAAGCUAAAAGAUAUGGCAAAAUGUGGCUGCCUUUUGUCUCAGUGACUAAUAUUUUGUACAAAGAAAAAUGUUUUUAUCGACCCUACCCUAUUUGACCCAUUAAGUUUU